Molecule: messenger RNA, 1245 nt
Organism: Zea mays
Lineage: Eukaryota; Viridiplantae; Streptophyta; Magnoliopsida; Poales; Poaceae
Exons: 5
Coding region: 283-1062 (259 amino acids)
Cellular component (GO): cytoplasm; protein kinase CK2 complex
Molecular function (GO): protein kinase regulator activity
Source: RefSeq, marked validated
CUGUCCGAAUUCCAGCCGCCCACCUCACGCAAGCGGCAAGCCCACGGGCGCUCUCUCUCCCCCUGCGCCUCGUCGCCUCUCCAAUCCCUCUCGUCCUCUCGCUUUCUCUCUCCAUCUCGUUUCCCCCGCCUGCGCAGCCAGCGCAAACCCUAGCCAACAAGCGCCGUUCUGCGAGGCUCUCGGCAGCGGAUAACUUAACCUGUCGCGCAAGGAUCGGGGGAGAGAAACCAGCGGCAACUUACGUGGAUCGGGGUUGUUUGGUGCUGCUGCGGCGGCGCAGGGAUGGACCGGAAGCGCAUCAAGGACGCGCUCGAGAAGCACCUGGAGAGGUCGUCGCCGUCUACUUCCAGGGGCGUCGUGUCCAAGGAGAGGGAGCGCCUCGCUGCCGGGAAGCUGCCGUCAUCGCUUGGCAAGGCGGAGGUGUCUGAUGGUGAGGAAUUUGAAACUGACAGUGAAGAUUCUGAUGUGAGUGGUUCCGAGGGAGAGGACACGUCCUGGAUUUCAUGGUUCUGUACAUUGCGAGGCAAUGAAUUCUUUUGUGAGAUCGAUGAUGACUAUAUACAGGAUGAUUUUAACCUGUGUGGUCUGAGUAAUCAGGUGCCAUAUUAUGAUUAUGCACUUGAUCUCAUCUUAGACAUUGAGUCUUCUAAUGAUGACGGGUUUACCGAGGAGCAAAAUGAAUUAAUCGAGUCAUCUGCAGAGAUGCUGUACGGUUUAAUUCAUGCACGAUACAUUUUAACCAGCAAGGGUCUAGCUGCAAUGUUGGAGAAGUUCAAGAACUACGACUUUGGUAGAUGCCCCAGGGUGUACUGCUGUGGCCAGCCCUGCCUUCCAGCAGGGCAAUCAGAUGUUCCUAGAUCGAGCACUGUGAAGAUAUAUUGUCCGAAAUGCGAAGAACUUAACUAUCCAAGAUCCAAGUACCAAGGCAACAUCGAUGGAUCAUACUUUGGGACGACAUUCCCUCAUCUUUUCCUGAUGACUUACUCGCACUUGAAGCCGCAGAAGCCGUCACAGCAAUACACUCCAAGGGUUUUCGGCUUCAAACUUCACAAGCCGUCAUGACAGAGUUGUAGCUUCCGCCAGAAGCACCCCUGUCACCUAGGUUUUAGGGAGAGCAUCGUGGCCUUCAAAUACUGUUGUAUUAUUGAUGUACGAAUUCGCGAGCCUGGGCCUCGCUGUAAACUAUUGUGAAAUUGUAUCUGUUUUCCGAUAUUAUUACUGUUGUGUAACCUUGGUUCUCUCUCA